Messenger RNA from Spirodela intermedia, 3032 nucleotides. NCBI's taxonomy places the organism in Eukaryota, Viridiplantae, Streptophyta, Magnoliopsida, Alismatales, Araceae. The record is from the annotation of a GenBank genome assembly.
AUGUCUCGACGGGAGGCUCGGGAUUCGCACGGCAAGCGCUGGGAGUCCAGGUCCGAGCGAGAUCCCAGGUAACUUAUCCCGUUCUCCAAUCUUCCUGCUGAAUAGGUUGAAAUACUUUUAUGGAUUUGAAAUCCCCGAGUGAGAUUGGUUCUUCGGUGAGCUUUUUCCUUUAUUUUCGGUGGCGAGAUAUUCUGUGGGAGGGAGGGAGGAGAGCGAGGGAGAGUGAUACUUGUUUUUGGAUGUCGAUGAGCCUGUCGAUGGUGGUAGAGAAGUUAAACCCUUGGAAGCUUUUCGCAUGGGGCGGCGAGUGCCUGAGAGUCUUUAUCCGGUGGGAAAUCUAUACAGAGUUUAUAAAAUGCUGCGUUCUGGGAUUAUCAAUUCGGAAUUUGAUGUUGUGAAGUGAGGAAGACGCAUUUUAUUCUCUAUUUUUUGAAUGUUCAACUGGUUGUUGAAUGUUAAUCUAUAUAUUUUUGUUUGAUUAAUAUGUUUGUAAGCGUGAAUCAUCCUUUCUGGUUCAUCCUUUGAGCUCAUAUCAUUUGCGAGUAGCACAAUGACUCUUCCACCGGAAGAACUGGUACUUAUCUAUUCUUUUUGAGAGAAAGUCUGCUAUUGUUUUUGAGCUAUCAAGAGCUACGUUACCCAGCCUAUUCUGUCGCAGAUACCCACAUCCUUGGAUUUCACUCUAACCAUCGUCCAAAUAAACUCAGAUGGUACCAUAUGAAAAGGGUUCUUCAUCCUGUCGGAAGGGGAUCUAGAAACAUGUUCAUAAUCUCAAAAAUUGGGAACGCAGGGUGAGUGAGUUGCAUUCAUCAGAUCCAGACAGAAUGAGUAACUGCUUUCUUGAAAGAUGGAAGUUUUUUUUUUUUUUUUUCGAUUCAGGGAGUGUUCAUCUCUGUGGGGAGGGGGCCGCGGCUUAGUGUUCAUAACUUCUCAUGUUUCCAUUUUUUGGGAGCCGCAAGUAAACUGAUGUCUCCAUGCUGAUGUUCUGAUUAUUUUACCUUCAUUGAUCUUUUUCGCCCAGCCCCAAGAGAUCAAGAAGAGAUGGGAAACAUGAAACAGAGCAGUCACAUCCAGAGAACAGCUUGAAGACCAUGGAACAGGCUGAUGGUGACCAAAAGUAUCCAUCUAGGUCAAAAGACGAUGUACCAGUCGAGGCUAAUCUUCCAUCAGAAUCGAAGGGGAAGUCAGAUUUUGUGAACAAAGAAGUGAAGAAGAGUGAUAUCCCCUCCGAGGGCACCAGAAAUUCCAAUGAUGAAACAGAUGUGCCAAGAUCCCGUUUACAUUUCCAGGUAUUUGAGGCAUCACUUUGAAGCAGUAUGUCCCUUAUAUAUAUAUAUAUAUAUAUAUAUAUAUAUUUAUGUUUAUAUAUAUCAUCAUCCUGAAGCAAUGUGUUCUGGUGAAUACUUUCUGUUUCUGCUAAUGUUCGUCUUAUCUUUUACUUUUUUUAGCGCAAAUAUUCCCGUCGUUGCCAUGACAAGAAUUUUUCAUGUUCUUUCUAGUUUUCUUUUAGUUUCAGCUCCUAGUCAUAUCACCGUUGACUAUAAAAGGGACUUGUUGGUCAGUAUGCUUGCAUUCCAUGUAGUGGUGUUAACAGUUGGUCCAGAAAUCAUGUAGUCUUAUUACCGUUGACUUUCCAUAAUUGUAAUGCUAUAUUUGGUAAGUUUCUGAAGUGGCAUUCAUAAUAUUGCCUGCGUCCAUUACCCAAUCUGGCUGCUGAUUGGUGGGCUAUUAAGGAUGCAGUGAUCUUCCCAAGCUGCAUGCUUACCCCUUUUUGAUCUCGUCUCACUUUAUUUCUUUAUUUCUUUAUUUCCACCACCACUAUCGGUAGAUAACUUCAUCUGGGAGGUAAUAUCAUUAAAUAUUUACCCCAAUUCUGUACUUCAUUUCAGUUAAUGACUCGCAAGGUAUUCUUGACUGCAAUUGCUCCCAAUUAGAUAACUACAGAGUAUUUAUCUAAUUUCUGUAGGAAAAUAUGUUCUUGUCACGGGUAUAUGAAUCGUUGAAGAAAUUGUUGCUUGCACAUUUGGAGAUUUCUGCCUGUCCAUCCAUUCGGUGGGGAAGUCAGAUGAUUUCGCCCAUUGCUUGAUCUUCUCUCUGCUGAAGAAUUUUAAUGAUUUUCCACAUAAAGAUCAUGCUUUUCAUCAAAAAAAUUCUUUCUCAUAUUCCGUUGCUGAUAUUCUUGGGAUUGAUCUUUCCACGGCAAGAACCCGGAUUCUUUCUUCGAAGUUUGCUUGAAAUCUCAGGCGAUAUCUGCUUGUCAUCUCCAGCAUGGCGACCGUGGCGGGGAGGAGCACGGCGACGGCCGCGGCAUCGGUCGCAGAGCAACCGGUGAACUCUCUCGUCUUCUCCCUGUUCCUCCGAUCCUCCCGUCUCCACUGGUAUUUGCCGGCGCCUUCUGAUGCCCUCGUUUCGCAGAGAGGAGACCUCCCUGGGAUGAUCCCAAGGAGAGCUCAAGCCCCAGGUUCAGAGAUGAUAGAGCUUCGGAGUUGCAGAGGAGGGAUAGGAACCCUAACCGGCUGGACGACCGCUUCUGGAGGCAUGACAGGUACCAGGAACUCGAAGCGGGGGCAGCGCCACCGGCGAGGCGGAGACCGGCUUUCAGAGAGAGCAAAGCUCCGGCGGCGGAGCCCCUUCCGACGGCGAGGGAUGCAGCAGGUGCGGAGUUCCUGAAGUCGUCUCGCCGCGAUCGACCUGGAUAUCGCGGACGGGAGAUGCCGGAGAGGAGCGGCUUUGCCGGAGCAGAUGAUCGGAUCUGGAGAGAAGAUCGGCCCCUGCAGUGGGGAGAGAAUCGCCGGCCAAGCUAUCACCCGAGAGAGAGGUUCGGCCCCGGCGCCGGCGCCGGCGGGCGGUGGGGGCGGGAGAGGUGGAUCGACGGGCGGUACGGCGAGAGCAGCGGCCAGCCCCCCCAAUUCGGGGGCGGCUACCAGGCGGAGAGAUGGAAGCACGACCUCUUCGACGAGGGCAACCGGAGCCCGACCCCGAAGAACGAAGAAGAUGAGAUCGCGAAGGUGGAGGCCCUCCUAUCCUCUUAA